Molecule: messenger RNA, 1475 nt
Organism: Triticum urartu
Lineage: Eukaryota; Viridiplantae; Streptophyta; Magnoliopsida; Poales; Poaceae
Product: K-stimulated pyrophosphate-energized sodium pump protein
Source: RefSeq, a predicted model, not a curated record
AGGAACGAAGGGGCAAAAAAAACAAGAGCAGGUCCGUACAAUCGGAUACCGAGCGCGGCCGGCGGUUCGCCCCCCUUCCCAAAUCCCGGCGAGGGCGGUCGGACGGAGAGGAGAUGCGGGCCCGCACGGCGGACCACCUCGAGGCGCUCUCCCUCGAGAUCGAGCGCAAGCUGCACAAGGCUCUGAAUUCCAACUCACAGCGCCUCAAGCUGCUGCAGCAGCUGUUCGCCGAUAUCGCGCUCAAGAUCGACGACCGCGCUCGAGAUAAGAUUUUAAGCACCAAUAAUGAGGGAAUCGCUCCAGUAGAUGAACGCGAAGACAGCCAUUUGUGUUUCUAUGAGAUUCUUGCAAAUCACUAUGUGAAAGUCCCUCAAAGUGGGAGGCGUAUACUUGAGUUGAUAGUGCAACUCUGGAGCCAAUCCUUUGCAGCCAACAUAUUUGCGCUUCUUUUUCACAGAUGGUUGUUUGAAGUCUCUCUUGAGGGGAAAGAGGUAUCACUAAGAUACAGCUCUGCUCUUGUCCAAGGAGCUACUAACGUUUUUUGGAUUGACAUUCAAACCAAUACAAGGUACUUCCUCCCAUUGUAUCAUUAUCUCCUUGAAGAAGUGGCUUUAGUUCCAGAUCAACUCAUUAAGAUAUCACCACAGGCUGGUAGAAAUUUAUUCUGCCUCCUCUCCAGAUUCAUGCUGUUCUAUGAUCAGGAUCACUUGCUUACAAGUUUUCUUGGGCAUUUCCCUGCUUUUCCAAAUUCUUUCUUGGUUGGUGGAGCUGCAGAUUACUUUGUGAUUGAACUCACCGAUCAGCUCCAGAAGCUAAAAGUGGAGCCAGUACUGCUGCACUACCUUUCCCGCAUGACCAUCCUUCAAGGCUGGGAGUUGAGGAUGAGUACAAGCACCAGGCUAAAGUCAUGCCUGUAUAGCUUCACAUCUCCUGGAGGCCCUGCCUAUCCAACAAGAGCCGUCCGGCAUGCAGCCUGGAAUACGUUGGAUUUACUUUUUCCUGUGGGUCGCUAUCCGAGGCACGUGAUAAGUCUGUUCUUUCGGCUGCUCUAUCCAUGGUAUUGGCCUUCCUCUUGCUGGAACUUCGUCAUGACCUGCGUGAGCACCAUCUACUACUACAUCUUGAAUCUCCUCGUCUCGAUCUGGGAGAACAUGAGGAGGCGCGACCAUCAAAGGAUGCACAGAGAAUGAAGAAAUCGCGACCAGGCCUAAACCGAGGCUACAAUGUUGUGUUGUUGUUCCUUCUGUUUUACCUUUAGGAUGGUUAGCUUCAUGUGUGUGCGCAUGAAAUUUGUUGUAUAAAUCCAAGUGUCUGUUGUGUUUGUUAUACAUGGACAGAGGAUGUGGUGUGGGGCAGAGUUGUGCAGUGAGAGAGGGAAGGAAGGGGCAGUUUUUAUGCUCACCAGUCUGAAGCUGUAAUUUGUAUACAACAUUCAGCAGCUUCUCCAAAUGCCAUCAAAGGUUUAUAUGCUCUAA